Messenger RNA from Sphenostylis stenocarpa, 2391 nucleotides. The record is from the annotation of a GenBank genome assembly. NCBI's taxonomy places the organism in Eukaryota, Viridiplantae, Streptophyta, Magnoliopsida, Fabales, Fabaceae.
AUGCGCGUUCUUACCGCCGCCACCUUUCUCAAAUCACUCCACAGCCUCCACUUUUUCAGACUCACCUCUUCUCUCCCCCUUCUUCUCGACGAAACACAGCACUUUAAAACACCACCACACAGCGCCACCUAUUCGCCAGAUAAUGAUCACGUUGGAAAGUCAACGCUGGCAAUGGACCUCGCCUCUCUACUUGAGGAACCGAAGCCGAAACCGAAACCCAAGAGUCGGAUGGAGCUGAAGCGGUUUCUGGAGCUCCGAAUAAAAAAACGGGUCAAGGAGCAACACGCCAAUGGCAAGUUCCAUGACCUAAUGAAAACCGUGAUUUCCAACGCAGAAACCCUUCUCGAUGCUUACGACUGCAUCAGGAUCAACUCCAACACCCUCGACGCGGAUUCGAGUUCGAGCCACGACGUUUCCUUUUUGGAUGAUCUAGCUGAAGAGCUCGGGAAAGGGGAAUUCAAUGUGUGUGCAAAUACGUCGUCGUUCUCGACGAGGAGAGGUUCUGUGAGCAAAGAGAUAUUGGUGCUGCCCAAUUUGAGGCUGAAGGUUGUGCAAGAAGCGAUGAGGAUUGCUUUGGAAGUUGUUUACAAACCACAUUUCUCAAAGAUUUCGCACGGCUGCCGGAGCGGGAGGGGCCGUGCGGCCGCAUUGAAGUACGUGUGCAAGGGUGUUUUGAGUCCUGAUUGGUGGUUCACAAUGCUUGUGGUUAAGAAAUUGGAUGCUGCUGUGUUGGAAAAGCUGAUUUCCACAAUGGAGGCGAAGAUAGAGGAUCCAAGUUUAUAUGGUUUCAUUCGGAGCAUGUUUGAUGCUCGAGUGUUGAAUAUCGAGUUUGGGGGUUUUCCUAAGGGACAUGGUCUCCCACAGGAAGGGAUUUUGUCCCCUAUUCUGAUGAAUAUUUACCUUGACCUCUUUGACAGUGAAUUUUGUAGGCUGGCGAUGAAAUAUGAAGGCAUAUGCGGUGGAGGGAGAAAGGAGGGAGACAGGUCUGGCUCCGUGUUGCGCGAUUGGUUCAGGAGACAGUUGGAUGGUGAUGAUAUUAGGAAGAGUUCUGGUGUGAAAGUUUACUCUUGUCGCUUUAUGGAUGAAAUGUUUUUCGCGGUUUCUGGUUCAAGGGAUGCUGCUGUUAAUUUUAUGUCUGAGGUCCAGAGUUAUUUGAGGAGUUCUUUGCUGUUGGAUGUGGGUGAUCAAACUGAUGUAUUGCCCUGUGAUGGGUCUCAUGGUAUCCGGUUUUUGGGAACUUUGGUGAGAAGAACUAUUAGGGAGAGUCCUGCUGUAAAAGCUGUUCACAAGUUGAAGGAAAAAGUGGAGUUAUUCACUUUGCAAAAGGUGGAGGCAUGGAAUUAUGGGACGGUUAGAAUCGGGAAGAAAUGGUUGGGUCAUGGUUUGAAGAAAGUUAAGGAAUCAGAAAUCAAGCAUUUAGCUGAUAGUAGCUCCCUCUUGAACAAGGUUUCCUGUUUCCGCAAGUCUGGAAUGGAAACCGACCAUUGGUAUAAGCACUUAUUGAAGAUAUGGAUGCAAGAUGUUCAGGCAAAAAAUGUCAAUAGUGAAGAAAGUAUCUUAUCUAAGUGUGUUGCAGAGCCAGCUCUCCCUCACGAGCUAAAAGAUUCCUUUUAUGAAUUUACUAAGCAGGCAGAGCAGUAUAUAUCUGCUGAGGCAGAUUCUAUUCUCAAGCUUUUGCCAAAUAAUAGCAUCUCAACAGAACGUCCUAUGGCAAAAACUGAGAUUAUUGCUCCUAUCAAUUCCAUAAAAUUGCGUCUCCUGAGAUAUGGAUUGACAACAGCUAGGGGUUAUCCUCGUUCUGCUAAUUUGCUUAUCAUGUUAGAUACAACUGAAAUUAUUGACUGGUUUUCAGGGAUUUCUUGCCGCUGGCUGAAAUGGUAUGAAAAUUGUGCUAACUUUGAUGAGAUAAAGCUCUUGAUCUCAGAUCAUGUUAGGAAAUCAUGCAUUCGAACUUUAGCAGCAAAGUAUCGGGUACAUGAAACUGAGAUAGAAAAGCGGUUUGAUGAGGAACUUAUUAGGAUUCCAUCAACACAUGAAACAGAGAAGGAGAUGACAAAUGAAGCAUUGGAUGUUCAAGCUUUUGAUAACGAUGAGGCAUUAACGUAUGGAAUUGCUUCUAGUGGUGUGUGUUUGUUGUCUCUGGCAAGAAUUGUAACCCAGGCAAGACCAUGUAAUUGCUUUGUAAUAGGGUGCUCGUCUGCAGCACCUAGAGUCUAUACUCUACACGUAAUGGAACGGCAGAAGUCUCCAAGCUGGAAGACUGGAUUUUCAACUUGCAUUCAUCCAAGCUUAAAUAAACGACGCGUAGGGCUGUGUAAGCAGCAUUUGAGGGAUUUGUAUCUUGGUCAUAUAUCGCUUCAGUCAAUUGAUUUCAGUGGAUGGAAGUCAUAA